Molecule: messenger RNA, 4967 nt
Organism: Homarus americanus (American lobster)
Lineage: Eukaryota; Metazoa; Arthropoda; Malacostraca; Decapoda; Nephropidae
Product: microcephalin-like
Exons: 10
Coding region: 138-4166 (1342 amino acids)
Biological process (GO): mitotic cell cycle
Source: RefSeq, a predicted model, not a curated record
CAUAGAGAAGAACCCGCGGGGGGACGGUACAACUUGAAGCUUGAGUCUUAAUAAACCACUAAAGUAACUCAACUCUGGCGUGUGUUAGUAUACUGUACUGUAUCGAUAAAAGGCAGAAGUCCUGUUAACUACUGAAGAUGAAGAAGGGAGGGAAAGAUUCUCGUCAAAAGAAGACUUCACCAAAGUCAGAAGCACUGUCUCCGGACAUGAGGUCUGUACUCUUCAAUCCCCAGUUAAAGGAAAUUAACAGUACCUCCUCAGUAGUGGUACCAGACACACCUCCCAUUUACCCCAAUAUAAGUUCGUCCAUAGCUUCCAGUGUGCUUUCAGUUAUGGAAACUCCAGAUAUGAUGGACAGUAACUCACCAAGAGAAGAUGAUGGUGAUGUAAACAUUAGGGAACAGGUAGAGAGGGCCAGACCUGCACAGAGAGUUGGUAGUGUUCGUGAGGAACUUGACGCCUUUAUUGACACCACUCCUGACCUUAAUUUAGGGAAAAGAAGGAGCCUUGUCUCCAUCUUGGAGUCUGAACAUUCCUUCUCAAACACUCUACAGUCACAAAAAAUGAAAAAUAGUUCUAUGGUUUCUGGUCAAAAUAAAGUCAAGAAAUCAAGGAAAGAAUCAACCAAAGAAAUUGGGAGUUUUUCACCCCAUAAAGGAAGAAAAAAGAGAAUGUCUCUAGCAGAUGUUAUAUUACCAUUUGAUCUCAACAAUACUAGAAUGGUCUCCAACAAACUUGGUAACAUAAGAGCUAAAGAACAAGAGAGAAGACAGUCGAUGAAUUCUCCAAGAAGAUCUACGCCUGCCAAGUCGAGGAAUUCUCCAAGAAGAUCUACGCCUGCCAAGUCGAGGAAUUCUCCAAGAAGAUCUACGCCUGCCAAGUCGAGGAAAUCCUCUCUCACUCACGCACUCAGAGAAGAUGUUGUUGAGUCUAAAAAUGAUAAGAACGCAACAAUAAUUUUUGAUAGUGAAGAUCUGGCUCUAACUCCAGUCUCUAGUAGCAGUCAGAAGACACUGGAGAAAACACUGCAUGGUAUUAUAGGUGGGCUAGAGUCUGAUAAAUUAGAUGAAACGGAACCUUUAGGACGGCUCCAACCUCUUAUGGUAGAUAAACAAAAAUACGAGCUCCCAAUACUUAGUUUACAAAGCUUGUGUCCAUCACUUGAUACAAGACUCAGUGGACCAGUGAAGAACCAGGAACAAACAAGAGACUCACUAGCAAGAAAUAAUGCUGCUAGAAAUGUUCCUGAUGAGCAGAACAAGACGAGGCCAAAAGGAACAUCAUUACACAGUGCUAAAUGUACCGAUGAGACAACGAAAGAUGGUUGUGAUGGUACACCAGGGCAGCCUCCAAGCCCUAAGCCAGAAUUGGAGUCAAUUUUACAAGGUCUUGUUGUCUACGUUGAGGUGCGCAUGGGAAGUGACAACCGCUCUUCAGUUAUUAAAGACCAGCUGAGAUCCUUGGGGGCGGACGUGCGAGAGAGACUGACUGUAGACGUCUCUCAUGUUGUCUUCAGGGAUGGUUCCAAGUAUGUUUUCGACCAAGCGAUGAAACGCGGACUUCACGUGGUGUCGUCACUGUGGGUGGAGGCUUGUCGGGAGAAGCUUCAGCGCGCACCGGAGGCUCUCUUCCCAAGUUGCUCAAUGGAGUCUUAUACCAAACCCUUGCUUACUGCCAAAUGGAGGAAAGUAAAGUCUAUGCAACCAAAGGAGUUCUCAGAAGAGGAGGCGUUAGCUGCCAAUCGUGCCCGUCGCCGUCACCGCCGCCUGCAGACCCUCGACUCCCCAGCAACUUCAUCAAGUACAGCAAGUGAUGUACAGUGUUUUACACCACAGUGCAAUGCUGCUAAGAAGGAGGCGGUUGACUCCCCACUGUUUGGCAUCAGUCAUCUCCUCACCCCACAACGGCGGAGCUCUGGAUCCUCAUCAUCAAGUGAGGAGGAGGAGGAAAACAUUACAGGAAUUGACUUGCCAACAAAAAUCAGCACCCCACUUGUAAAGCGCCUCUAUAAUAGGUUUAUUUCUCCGAGAUCAGGCAGUAACAGGAGAACGAUCAAUAGUGAUAAAGAAAGACAGGAAAACCCCUCCUUGAACUCAUCAUGGGAAGAUCUGUCUCAUAGAAAUAAAAAUGAGAAAUCCGAGAGAGAAAAGACAAGUAGUGUGGCCUUAGAUAAUUUAGAGUGUCAGAUGACGUUCGGAAGCAAAACACUUUCAGAAGAAUGUGUAAGAUUGAAGUUACGUCUAAGUGACACCAGCGCAACGAACAGUGAGAGUAGUAACGUUGAGGCGAUGGAAAUGCCGGUUAGAUUAAGUUCAAGUCUAUCCAGAGGUGAAAGUACAAGUAGUGUCGAUCAUGCUCAAGGGGACACACAGCAUGUAUUAGAAUUGAGGCCUAAAAGAUCCUGUAGAGUAAAUGGAAAGUUAACUAGACUUUCUGUAACCAAUAAAACUCUAUCUUCAGAAUGUGGAACUUCAAAAGUUAGGGAAAAUACAAGUUCAUUCACGUCAGAUUCCAGCCUUGAAGAUUUUGAGCAUGUUGAUAAGCCAAACCUCAGUUGUAAAAGAGUUAUAAGCUUAUUGUCAAGUUCAGAGGGAUUUUAUUCUGACCGUAUUGAUAAUUCUCUUUUAAAUAAAGUUCCACGAAAAAGAAGGUGGUUACCAUCGUCAGGAGAAAGUAUUUUAGGAGAUGUAAAUACUACUUCAAGUACAAGUUGUUUGGCCAUUCCACAACAGAGUACUUGUGAAACAGGUCUUGAAGACCCUCAGUAUAAAGGGAGAUUUACCAGAUCAAGGACAAAGUCUAACAAUAAGAUUAAAGUCUCUCCAGAGAAAAUCCCUGUGGAAGGAGACGGAAAACUGGCGAUAGAUUCAAAAUACAGAAAAACAAGCCAUCAGACACCACCGAAGAGACAAUCUACUUCAUCUGUUUCUAGUCAUAAAAAUACCAGGAAGAAGAGUAAUGGAGAAUUAAAUGAUGAUUUACACAAAGAGAAGGAAAGGUUAUCUCCAGAGAGUAAAACCCAUAUGUUAGAUAGUCAAUUUUUGCUCUCACAAGGUUCUCAAAGUACUUCUUGUCUCAGUUCCUCACAGGUUAGGAGGAGGAAACUGCUCUGCAUGGAUACAAUAGUGGCAUCUCAGGAACUCAUAGUGCCAGUUACUCCUGAAGCUCAUACAAGAAAGGAAGGAAUAUACACCAAGUUAAAAAUCAAGGGGAGCACAACCCAGCGAGCAGCCAUGAAGAAACAGAAGGAUCACUCCACUAUGCCACUCCCACGUAAUAGCAAAACAUCAAUACACGGAAAAAACAAAUCAGCCGAGUCUACUUUCUUAACGGAAGAGACUAAUCCCAGUAAAUCAUUGGGUAAUAUAAGUAAAAUCCUGAAGAGGUCAAAGACUUCAUCUUCGUCACAAAACCCGUCGUGUAAAUGGCCCGAGUCAGAGGACGACAGCGUCUUUAGCUCGGAGGAGGAGAGAGUGUCCAUUGCCUCCAAGAUCCUGCCAAUACCACGAGAUAGAGACUCGAUUGAGGAAUUUCAGAAUGUGAUGGACUUGAGACCAAGGCCGGAGAAGCCUAAAACCAUGAUGGGUGCAUCAAUAUGUUUAACCAGUAUCCACUCCAAAGAAAUUGGCAGUCUUGUUCCCAUAAUCAAGAAAUUGGGAGGUUUCCAAGUGAUAAACACUGUGAACAGCAGCACAACACAUGUAGUGUGUGGUGAGACCCGGCGCACCAUGAACCUCCUGCUGGGUAUAGCCAGGGGAUGUUGGAUAUUGGAUGUGUGUUGGCUGUACCAGUCCUUGGAGAUGGCGUCUUGGGCACCAGAGGAACCAUUUGAACUGUUUAUAUUCUGCCCUGGUGCUAAGAUCUGUCGAGAACAAAGAGAGAAUCAGAGAACGUCGUACCAGCAGACACUGUUCUCUGGAGUAGGCAGCAUUUUUGUCAAGGAAGGAUGUAUCCCUCCAUCAAAACAACUAAAGAAGCUGUUACAUUUGUGUGGAGCCGAUCUAGUCACCGACAUUCGUGAAGCAAACUUAGUGAUCGGGUCCCCCACUGCAGCAUCAGGAGCCCGGCGAGACUUUGCCCAGAUUACUCAUGUUUCGGAGAAGUGGGCAUUGGACUCUAUUCAGCAGCAUAAAAUUCAGUGUAUUAAUGAUUAUUCUGUGAGCUAGGCUGUCGACAAUGUAUUUAUUGUGAUUGGACCAUUAGUUGAUGGUAAUUUGGUCAUUCUUGCGAAAUAAGGAAUUAUCGCUUACCUUUCAUCCUCAGCCAAGAUCAUUGUUAAAAAUAAGUAGUUUUACAUCAGUACUCUAGAAUAUUUUCAGUCCCUAUAGUAAUAUUACCUAGUCAAAUUUUCUAUAAUCCUUAAUGGAACAACAAAUAUUGAACACAUUAUCUUAUUUAAAAUUUCUAAGACAGAUUAAAUGUUUUUGUUAUUGUUCAGUUUGUAUUUUUUUAGAUAAACUGAUUCAAUGUUAAUUCAAUAGAAAUAGAAAAAGAUCUACAUUUGUGUUGUUGAAUCAGGAUACAGACGUUUUUAAAUCUCCGUAUUGUACAGGAUUUCUGAAUCUUUACAGUGUUAAGACCAUAGAACUAGCAGCUUCUGGAACUGUAAUGCUCAAUAUUACUAUAGUUCAGUCUGUGACAAAAUGGCCAGAUUAUGAUGUUGAAUGAGUAAAGAUGUUUGAGAGAUAUAGUGAAAAUAAGUUAUGGUUUCUCAAAUUACUUCACAAGUAUAGUAUUGAUAUUUCACACCAGACUUUUUAUAUAUAUGUAGAAACAUACCAUUACAGAUACAGUAAUUUGUGAAGUUUUUCUCAUUGUGUUUAUGUCCUACCUUAAUGUAUCCGGUGUAUUGUUGAUCAAGUUCUGUAUUUAUGGAUCAGAAGUUUACUGUAUUGUGUAUGUCUCUGAUCAAACAGUUUAUAUAAUGACUAGAUAUAUAUAUUAUUGAUUAAAGUCUGUUUAUCAUU